Messenger RNA from Solanum verrucosum, 6374 nucleotides. RefSeq lists its product as uncharacterized. The record is from RefSeq and is a predicted model, not a curated record. Lineage: Eukaryota; Viridiplantae; Streptophyta; Magnoliopsida; Solanales; Solanaceae. Gene Ontology annotation, biological process: defense response; signal transduction. The transcript has 9 exons. The coding region runs from base 66 to 6359 and encodes 2097 amino acids. Gene Ontology annotation, molecular function: ADP binding; ATP hydrolysis activity; protein binding.
UCCUCAACCUCAAUUUUUGUAACUUAUAUUCUAGCUCCUACUAUACAAUUUAUUACUACUAAUGGAUGGCUAACAUAAGUGAACUAUGUUCAAUGGCCACCAGACAAUUAGCUUAUGAUCAAUCAUCCAACACUUACGGAAAGUCAUAUGAUGUGUUUUUGAGUUUCAAAAGUGAAGACACUGGUAAAAAUUUCACAAAUCACCUCUCUACAGCUUUAAAUCAAGCCGGAUUUGGCACGUUCGAAGGUGGUGAUGAUAAUAAAUCAAGAGGAGAAGAAGACAUUAAUUCAGAGUUGUCUAAAGCAAUACAAGAUUCAAAGAUGUGUAUAAUUGUAUUCUCACAAAAUUAUGCAUCUUCUAGUUGGUGCUUAGAUCAACUUGUUUCCAUUCUUGAAUACAAAAUGAAGUUUGCAUGUAUGAUAUUCCCUAUUUUCUACCAUGUUGAUCCUUCCAAUCUAAGGAAGCACAAGGGAAGUUUUGGAGAAGCAUUAAAUAGACAUGAAGAAAAAUUCAAGUGUGAAAGAGUAUAUGAAAAUAAUGAAAAAGAGUAUUGGGAGGACAAGUUAAAGAAAUGGAAAGAUGCACUAAGCCAAGCUGCUGAUUUGGCAGGAAUGGUCCUUGAAAAUCAGCAUGAAUCCACUUUCAUCAAGAAGAUUAUUAACGUUAUCAGCACAAGACUAAGUCGUCCAGCGUUAUAUAUUGCUUCUUGUUCAAUUGGAAUACAUCGUAGAGCCAGGUCCAUUAAUUCUUGGGUUCAAGCUGAUGGAUCGAACAAUUCCAAUAUUGAAAUACUUCUAGUUUGCGGUAUUGGUGGAAUUGGAAAAACAACACUUGCCAAAUUUGUUUACAAUUUAAACUUUGGAUAUUUUGAAAUUAGUUGUUUCUUAGCAAACAUAAGAGAAACUUCAAAACUCCCUAAUGGUCUCAUCACUUUACAAAAGCAACUUCUUUCUAUCCUUGUAAAGAAUGAAAAGGUAAAAAUAUCAAGUGUUGAUGAAGGAAUCAUCAAGAUAAGAAAUGCUUUAUGUUAUCGAAAAGUUCUUCUUGUUCUUGAUGAUGUUGAUGAGCCUGAUUUGGUUGAAGCUAUAUUUGACAUGAAAGAUUGGUUUGGUUUUGGAAGUAAAAUAAUUGUAACAACUAGGCACAAAAGUUUAUUAAGACCUCAAUUAGUCCAUGAGGUACAUGAAGUUGGAAUUUUGUACACAAUUGAAGCAAAUGAGCUCUUCAAUUUUCAUGCAUUUGGUCAUGAAAACAAUCAAAUAAGCAAAGAUUAUUACAAAGAGUACUUAGAGGAAGUGAUUGAAUGGUGUAGAGGACUUCCAUUAGCUCUUCAAGUUAUCGGUUCUUCGUUGGCUGGAAAAUCAAAAAAUGUAUGGAGAAGUGCUAUAGAAAAGUUGAGAGAAAUUCCCACAAAUAAAAUUGUUGACAAAUUAAGAUUGAGUUAUGAGUUAUUGGAAGAUGAUCAUGAUCAGAAUUUGUUCCUUCAUCUUUGUUGUUUCUUUGUGGGGAUGAAAAAAGAUUUUGUAGUUAGAAUACUUGAUAAAUGUGAUUUUUACACAUUAGUGGGGAUACAAAAUCUAAUUGAUAGAAGUUUAGUGACAAUUGAAUAUGUGAAUGAGAUAACAAUGCAUCAAUUAGUAAGAGAUAUGGGAAGAGAUAUUGUUCGUAGAGAAGCAACUGUGGAUCCUGGAAAACGUAGUAGGCUUUGGCAUCAUACAGAUUCUUACAAUGUUCUAAGAGGAAAAACAGUAAGUGGAACAGAGGCAGUGCAAGCGAUGGUACUUGACAUGCGUAUGAUUCCCUUAAUACCAUUUAGACAAAGUCCAAUUGGCUUUUUCACAGCUUGGAGUUCAAAAUUGGGCAAUUUUUGUUUACAAGAUCAUGUGAGAACUGAUGCCUUUGAGAAAAUGCACAAGCUUAAAUUUCUCCAAUUCAACAAAGUUCAAGUGAAUGGAAGUUACAAGAAUUUUCCAAAGGGAUUGAGAUGGCUAUGUUGGAGUGGAUUCCCAGAGGAGUGUAUACCAAAUGAGUUUCCAAUGGGAAAUGUUGUGUCUAUCGAUAUGCGAUACAGCUGCUUGAAACAACUUUGGAACGGAUAUAAGUUUCUCCAAUACCUUGAGAUACUGGAUUUGGGCCACUCCUAUGAGCUCAUCACAACACCGGAUUUCUCAGGCCUUCCCAAUCUUGAAAAGUUGAUACUCGAACAUUGUACCAAGUUAAUCAAUGUUCAUAACACCAUUGGAUGUCUACAAAAACUCAUGAUUUUGAACCUUAAAGAUUGCCACAAGUUAAAGAUCCUUCCAGAUAGCAUUUGUGAGUUAAAAUCUCUUGAGACACUUAACAUCUCAGGCUGCUCAAACAUUGUAUAUUUACCAACAGAGCUUGAUAAAUUAAUAUCACUAAAGGAACUUUAUGCUGAUGGGAUCUCAAUGACCAAUUUGGAGGCCCAAACAUGGUAUUCAUCUUUAUGGGCUUGGGCCUGGAAAGGAAGAAGCCCAUUAUUAUCUCCUAAAAUUCAUUUUCCUAAGUCCUUACAUGUGUUAAACAUUGCAAAAUGCAAUUUAUCUUCAGAUGCUUUUAACAAGGUUGAUUUAGGCAUUAUGACCUUACUACACUGGCUAGAUUUGGGAGGAAAUCCGAUUAACGAUUUACCAGAUAGUAUCAAGAAUCUUACGAGGCUAAAAACUCUUAACAUCGCGUAUUGUACAAAGAUCAAGUACCUCGAAGGGGUACCAUCGAAUGUUACAGAUGUAAAUGCUGAUGGAUGUAUAUCAUUGGAGAAAGUAGGUUCUUGUGCAAAAGGGCAUCCAGUAGAAGGUUAUAUAAAUUGUAUAAAUCUUGUUGAAAUUGAAGGUGUGUUCAAGUUAGAGCCAUUGGAAAAUGUUGAUCCUCAAGUGCUUGCCAACAACAUGGGAAUUUCAAAUUUGGAAACUACAAUGAAAAGUACUAUGGUUUCUCUUGUAUUUGGUCGUGUGUAUAAUGCUGAAAGACUUAGAAAUGAAUAUCCAGGUUUUGUACAAGAUGACAUAACAAGUUUAUUUUCAUUAUCACCUAAGAAGUUACCUCCACAGAUAUUGUACCACCGUGGUGUUUUCUCUACUUUUCUGCCUGGCGAAACAGUACCCAAUUGGUUCAACUACAAGUUCACAGAUGCAGCAGAAGUCUAUUGCACACUACCAAACAACCUCAAUAGCCACAGAACAAUCAAUGGAUUGAGCAUUUGCUUUGUAUACAAAUGUCCAGAACCAUACACAAACGUUGGCUUGUACGACGGACCAGCAAUUUGGUUACGAAAUCAGACAAAAGAUUUGAACUGGGCUCUGUAUCCUGCUUGGUUUGGUCUUCCAGAAGAUGAUCAAACUGGAAUUAUGUGGUUAAGUUACUGGAAAGUCAAUAAUUUGUUUGAACAAGGAGAUAUUAUUGAAGUUAUGGGAUCUCCACAAUUUGCUGAAUUUAAAGAGCUUGGUGUUAAAAUUUUCUACAUUGAUGAACAAACAGAGAAUUAUGAGAGUAACGACCCAUUUGAAGACAUAUUGAGGAACGAUUUUAGUGAUGAAGAACCCCAUGAUACUGGCAAAACUUUUACUGAUCAUCUCCAUACAAAUUUGUUUCGAGCUGGGUUUCAUGUGUUCAAGUGUGAAGAUGAUGAUGAAGAAGAAGACAAAAUAGAUGAGUUGAAGUUAAAAUUGAAAAAGGGAAUCGAGCAAUCGAGGAUGUCAGUGAUUGUAUUGUCCCCAAACUACGCAUCAUCAGAGAGGUGUCUUUACGAGCUUGUCGUGAUUUUGGAGCAAAGGAGGAAUUCUGGGCAUAUAGUCUUACCUGUCUUCUUUAACGUGGAUCCUUCAGAUGUAAGGAAGCAAAAGGGAAGUUUUGGGAAAGAAAAUUUCCAGAUUGUCAAUGGUGAGAGUCACAAGUUGAGAGAUUGGAGAAAUGCUCUCAAAGAAGUGGCAGAUUUGGGAGGAAUGCCCUUGCAAAAUCAAGCUGAUGGACAUGAGGCAAAGUUCAUUGAGAAUAUUGUUGAAGUGGUUGCAAACAAGCUACGUCCCAGAGACUUACACAGUGCUCCUUACCUCAUUGAUAUCAAUUAUCGGGCAGAAGAUAUUAUCUCCUGGUUACAAGAUAGAUCAACUAAUGUUGGGAUAUAUGUGAUUUGUGGGAUUGGUGGAAUUGGGAAGACAACCAUUGCCAAAUUUGCCUAUAACUCAAGUGCAAGAUCAUUCGAAGGAAGCAGUUUUCUUGCAAACUUCAAUGAAAUUGCAAAACAAUGUAAUGGCUUAGUUCGUUUGCAGAAGCAAGUUCUGUAUGAUAUUGUUGGGAGAAAGGAGAGGAUAUCAAAUGUUGAUGAAGGAAUUAUGAUGAUUGAAGAUGCCGUUGGCUAUAAAAAAGUUCUUCUUGUUCUUGAUGAUGUUGAUGAUGCUGACCAGAUAGAUACAAUUUUAGGAAUGACAGAUUGGCUUAAUCCUGCUAGUAAAAUCAUUAUAACAACGAGGCAUGAGUCAUUGCUAAAGCCUUCUGUACCUCACAAGGUGCUUAAACUAGAAGUCUUGAAUAAAAUGGAUUCCCUAAAGCUUUUUAGCUGGCAUGCCUUUGGAGAAGAUCAUCCUUUGGAAGGAUAUCUUGAGCUCUCAGAAAGAGUGGUUCUUCAAUGUGUAGGACUUCCUUUAGCUCUUCGUGUUUUAGGCUCAGCUCUAUCGGGUAGAAGACCAGAAAUAUGGGGAAGUGCAUUAGAAAAGCUGGAAACAAUCCCUGAUGGUCAUGUCAUUGAAAAACUUAAACUGAGUUUUGACACUCUUGAAGAUGACCAUGACAAAGAUAUAUUCCUUCAUAUAGCUCAUUUCUUUCUUGGGAUGGACAAAGAUGACUCUGUUAGAAUACUGGAUGGAUGUGGUUUCCACACAAUAAUUGGGAUGCAAAACCUCAUUGAUAGAAGUCUUUUGACAAUCAGUGACUUAAAUAAGUUGGAGAUGCAUCAGUUGCUUAGAGACCUGGGGAGAAAUAUUGUUCGUAUGGAAUCACUGGAUCCUGGAAAACGUAGUAGACUUUGGAAUAACAAGAAUUCUUUCAGAGUAUUGAAUUAUAAGACUGGCACUGAAAAGAUUGAAGGGAUCAGCCUUGACAUGCCCAUAUUGAUGGAAGAUAAAUCAGUGAAGCAUUCGAUAGACACUUCAUCAAGCAACUCAAAUUACAGCCUAGGGACUGAUGCAUUUACGGUUAUGCGAAACCUAAGUGUGCUCAAACUAAAUGAUGUGAACCUUAUUGGAUGCUUCAAAGAAUUUCCCAAGAGAUUAAAAUGGCUGUCUUGGCGUAAAUGCCCUUUAAAAUCCAUUACUAGUGACCUUUCCUUGGAAGGACUAGUAUCUAUUGACAUGCGGUACAGCAGUUUACAACAAACAUGGAGUGGAACCGAGGUUUUGAGAUUUCUCAAGAUUCUCAACCUUAGUCAUUCUUGGGAACUUACCAGAACCCCUAGCUUCGCUGGAAUGCCCCGGCUGGAGAAAUUAAUUCUUAAAGACUGUGUUAAACUGGUUGAUAUUGAUGAAUCUAUCGGUUAUCUCCAAGAAAUCGCCCUACUGAAUCUAAAAUACUGCAAGAGCAUCAGAAAGCUGCCAAGAAAUAUUGGUAAACUUGAAAGUCUUAAGACACUUGAUAUAUCCUUCUGCUCAAGCCUGGAGUCGCUGCCUAUGGAGCUUAACAUGAUAGAUUCUUUGAAAGUGCUUAGAGCUGAUGGAAUCAGUCUAAACCAAAUAAUCUGCAACACCAAUGAGCAGAAAUCAUUACAGGCACUAUUUUCAUCUUGGAUAUCAAAGUCAAGAAUCUCUCCUGAAAUAUCAUGGGCCUUUUUACCAAGCUCUUUGGUGAGCUUGAGUCUUGUGAGUUGCAGGCUGUCUGAUGGAUCUUUUCCCGAGAAGUUUAGCAAUCUUCCACUGCUCGAAGAACUGGAUCUAAGUGAAAACUCAAUUAGUUGCCUCCCAGAGUGGAUCAAGAGUCUCCCUCAGCUCCAAAGCCUCAGUGUCAAGUCUUGUAAGAUGCUCAAAUCACUUACUGAGAUGCCAAAUAGCAUUUCAGAAUUGUCAAUACAUAGUUGCUCAUCGUUGGAGAUGGUGACAUACCAAUCAUUGCUAUCAGAAUAUCCAAGCCUGGUUCACGAUUACAAUUGUGACAGUCUAGUCAUGAUGCAAGGAAAGUUUAAGUUAGAAGCUCUAGAAAAUGCUGACCCGCAGAUGCUUAAACGUUUUGGUCUGAAUCCUGAAACUGUGGAAAAUGCUAUGGUGAAAAUGGACCUCUUUUCGAGUUUCAAGAUAAAAAUGCUUCCACCACAGGUUUUACUCUCACGCUGUCCAUAUGACUACAAAAUCUAGAUUUACUGUUGAUCC